Molecule: messenger RNA, 354 nt
Organism: Podospora bellae-mahoneyi
Lineage: Eukaryota; Fungi; Ascomycota; Sordariomycetes; Sordariales; Podosporaceae
Exons: 2
Coding region: 1-354 (117 amino acids)
Source: RefSeq, a predicted model, not a curated record
AUGAAAACUCAUCACAUCUCAUUAUUUCCCUUGCAAACCACCAUCCCCUUUGUAUACCCAGGCCUGUCCCCCUCGGGGAACAGCCUCGUCCCCAACAGCGGCCCGCACUGCCCGACCAUAUUCAGCACCGCGAUUCCCACCCCCCGUUUGGUGUCGCUCCCCUGGUUAUUCAACGUCCACGGAAGGACAUUGGCUAUACUAGGAAAGACACCCCCAGCAGCCAAAAAAACAGAAAAAUACCGGACCGAAACGAGGUGUUCUGGCAGGGUUGCUAGUAGCACGUACCCCGCCCCACCGACGAGGGAAAGACAAAUGAUUGUCAGGCCGCGUUGCUGGGUUUUGUCGGCGAGGUAA